AUUUUUAUGGAAUAUUUCUCUCCGUGCACUCCACGUGCUGCGAGAUUUCAGAUCAAAUUUGUUUCCUGGAAAUCAUGAAAAUUCUCACCAGCGCCAGCAAAAAAUUAAUUUCAAAAUUAAUUUGUGAAACCCUUGCGCUUUCCGGACACUUCCCCUGCGAAGUCCGAGCUACCCUCGAGUCCGCAGCGCCCAUUGGCCAAGUGCAGUCCACCCAGUGGUGGGGGAAUGAGUGCAAAUUAGGUGGAGUGGGAGUAUGUCCUGGGGCCAAUCCUUGUGACUACAGUUUAGUCGAACCAUUAGUUCUUUGACACCAGCAGCAAACAGCAGAUCAAGGAUUGCAUUGCUAAAAUAUCACGGCGUCGAGACAUUUUAGUCAUCACUACAAAAAUAGAAGAAGAAGAAGAAGAAGCUAGAGUUGAGAUGGACUACUCGAAAAAUGGCCGUUCCCCAUCAGACGUUGACUCAGCCGCGAAGCGUCGUAAAUCAUACAGCUCAGUUAGCUCCUCACCGCCCAGUUUUCCAAGCAAUCAUUGGCACCCUGAAUCCCCAUGGGCAACUUCAAACUUCCUAGAAAUUAUGCUCCCCUACUCCAGAUUACCUUACAUUGUUGAAACCGAUAACCGUCUCAAUGAAAUUCGAGAAGAAAUGAAAAAUCUUUACGAGCAAGAAACUCAACUCCUGAUCGACCAAGAAGAGUCCUCGAAGCGUGAAGUGCAGCAGCUGCAACGGCUCCUGACUGAACAAAUACGAGAGAAUAAUGAGCUGCGACAGAAGAUAACGGAUACGCUGAGCGAAAACAUACGACUGCGAGAGCUGAUAUUUCAACAGACGACUGAAGGUACAUCGGAGAGGAGAGCCCCUGCUGAUAAGAUAACUGAAUUGCAGCUGAAUUUAAACUCGGAUUCAUUAGCUCAGGAAGAGAUCGAUUUCCAAAUGAAUGAACUGAAAGACGCGAAAAUGAAAAUUCAGGAGUUGGAGUCAGAGAAAAUAUCUCUUCGGGAGGAGCUUCAGGAGCUGGCGCCACGGGCGAAAGUUGCUAAAGAGCUUGAGAAGAGAUUGCAAUUGGCGGAGAAAAUUAUUUCGAAGCUCCGAGGAGUUGAUGCGAAAGAGGAGCCCAUCGCGGGCGGAUCAUCUGUUGGAGAUGGGGAAUUAGGAGUGGAUAGAACUGGAGAAGAAGUAAUGGGUGAAGAAUGCGAGACUUCCGGCCAGAACAAUAAUGAAGGUGAGGUGCAGAAUGGGGAGACGGCAGAGGCCUCGGAGAAUGAGUCACGAGACUCAGACGAUAAUAAUUGCCCUUCUGAGACAAUAUGCGAUGAUACUGAUGUCGAAAGGACGGAGGGAGAGUCUGAUGAUGCUCAGAGAGCGGGUGCUUCAGAGGAGUGUGGGGAAGACACACCAGAGGGCAACACGCACGGAGGAAAUUAAUAGAAGAACGUAGGGAAUUCGUUAGACAAUUCUAUUGAAUUUUCUGUCGGUUUUACAUUUUAGUCUGUCGAGAUAUUUUCUACAGAAUUCCCUCGGCUCGAAAUUUCCAAGUUUUUUUCAUUGCAUUUUUCUUUUGUUCAAAAUCAAACAAAAAAAAUAGCGAAUUCCCUAGACAAUUCUUUCGGAUUUUUUCAACUUUUUAUAGAAUAAGUCAAUAGAACAGAUUAGAAUAAGAAAAUAUUCUGUAGAAUAAGUCAGUAGAAUUUGAUUUAUAGGCGCACUGAGAGAAACAAUUUGUUCUGCUGCAAAAUGAUAAUUUCCAUAGUUGUAAUUGUUCUUGUAAAACAUUUAUUUAUCUUUCGGAUAAAUGCAUAAAUUCCACAGGGGAUUAGAUGAGGCUCCGGUUUAUCAAGUAAAUGAU
Messenger RNA from Diachasma alloeum, 1846 nucleotides. RefSeq lists its product as uncharacterized. NCBI's taxonomy places the organism in Eukaryota, Metazoa, Arthropoda, Insecta, Hymenoptera, Braconidae. The record is from RefSeq and is a predicted model, not a curated record. The coding region runs from base 421 to 1425 and encodes 334 amino acids. The transcript has 2 exons.